CGCAAACCCUUCCUACUACAUGAAGUAUCAUUAUUUUGCUUAGAAACCAUGAAAGAUGAACGAUCAACACAACAAAUUUUGAUUUUCGUUCAUUUAUUCAUUUGUGCUGUGCUUUUGUUGAAAAUGAUGAAAUAAGCGUUGAUUUGGAGGAAAAUUAUUUAAUGAUUGCUAUUUCUUGCUCUUCCUUUGUAGAACAGGCCAUAUGUUGAACUUGACAGAAAGUGUAAAUGGCAAAUUGAACAUCGUUCUGUCUCAAGGUUUUGAAAGUCGCUUACACAAAUAUGGAGAGGUAAUGCAGCACCAAGAUAAAAAGAACUCAAUAAUACCCAAGCAAAACAAUAAAAGUUUGUCAAGAAAGUCAAAUGAAGGUGUGCUCCAGUUGAAAAAAACAGAUAUAAAAAAUAAAAAUCCCUCUAUAAGAAGCAGUAAACAGAUUAAUUCAUUAAAAUUAUCAUCAAAAUUUAAUGAAAAUGUGUUGGAAAGCCAAGUUAAAAGACGAAAGACUCCAAAAAAACAUGUUAAGUCUAUUGGCACUAAUAAUGAAGAAACAGCAGACUCUGUUACUCAGAAUGAACUGGAAAUAUCAAAGAAAAAUCUUGAUAUGUGCAGUAACAAUAGCUUAGAAACAGACCAUAAUAAAGAUAUAAAGGAAGAAAAUAUCCAUGAUAAGAAAAAUAUAAACUAUUCAGACAGCAAGGCAACCUUGCCUGCUCCUUUAAAAGUUGAUAUUGCAAGGGAAGAUGAUUUGAAAAAAUUGAAUUUAGAUGAAUCUAAAAAACCUUUGGCCUUGAGGAGUUCAUUUGCUAUUGGGGCUCCUGGUUUAGUGAUUAACAAUCCCCUUGAGGACAAAGCAGCAAAACACAAACAAUGGGUGAAAGAGUUAGAACAGCAAAUAAAAGACAAGAAAGAAAGAGAUGCUCAAAUAUACAAAAAUGAAUUUUCUUUUCCUGCAUCUCAGAAAGAGGAUCGCCAUAAAUUCAUAAAAAACGAUCAAUGCUCAACAAACUCAGACGCUAUUACCUCUGAACCUAAAGAACCAUUAAACAGAGUAUGUAAUGAGCAUGCGCGAGGUCGGGGCUUAAUCAGUAUGCUAGCUGAAGAUGAAGUGGACGAACGGAAAAGAAAAGUUUUGGAACAUCAGAAAGCGAUCGAACGUCAAGUAGAAGAUCGACGACAAAGGAAGAUGGAAGACCGAGAACGACUUAUUCGUGAAGAAGUAUUGGAAGAAGAAAGAUUAGCGAAAGAAAGAGAAAAACUACAUGGUCAAUUUCAGCAAGAAAUUUUGAAAAUGAAAGAAAAAGAGGAGAAAACCAAACGUCGUUCUGAAAUUUUACAUGAAAGCAUUUCUAAUGCAUUUCAAUCUGCUCAACAGGCAAAACACGAUAAGAGAAAAAAACAUGUCAAUCAAAACAUAGAAGAUAGUAAAACAUUGCAUAAUCUAAAUGAUGAAGUUGACAAGAUAGAAGACAAUCUUAAGUACGAAGCAAGCAGCAAAACUCCUUUAGAUGUUGAAGUAUCAAUGUCUUCUUUAAACGAAACCACAGACAACGAUCCUUCGGAACAGAAAAUAUCUCAUUCUAUUAUUAAUAAAUGGAUCGACGAAGAUUUAGGUUGUUUGAAUAGCGAGAGUGGUGACAGAAAUAAUUUUUCACAGAAAGAUAUUUCUUAUGAGUAUAUAGUACCAUUUCACAGAACAGAAAGUACGUUGUUGACAUUACCACACGAUCAACUUAAUGUUCAUUUGACACAAUCAAAUAAUACAUCUCUCAAUAAUGCUUCGAGUGGAAAUAAGUUUCGACAAGUUGAUGUGAAACAUAAAGGACUGACGUCAAAACAUCAAGAGAAAAGAAAGAAAAUUACAAAGUCCAUUGUUAAGAAAAGCAUUCAUGGUAGUAAUGAUGUAAAACAAUCGCGAGAAAACAUUGAAAUGUAUGAAGAAGAGAAAAUAGAAAAAACUUCAUCUCAGAUACAAGAAACUGUCAUACCAAGUCAUGUUUUGGCGACGUUUCAACCGACAGCUCAUCAAGAGAAUAUACUUCUUCAAUUGGCUACUUUACGAAAGGGACUUUUAAUGAAAGAUGAAGAAAUGAAGACGAGAUUAUACAAAAUGAAAGACUACGAAGUUAAAGUGUAAAAUUGUUUUUUCUAUCUUCUGUAUGUCUCUAUCAUUUAAAUUCCAGAAGGAUUUAAAUUUACCCUAAUUAUUUUUCAAAUUUUGCGAUUUUCAAUAUUGUUCAAUCUCUUUUCAAACAAUUUAUGACUUCAAAUAUUAUGUAUCUGUGACUAAAGACAUAGUUUUUCGUAUUAUUAUCAGUCUUUUCACAGAGAGGUUUAUGAUAUUGUCUGAAAAAACUAUGAAGAGUAAGUUGUGGUUAUUUGUAGUUAUAAGGAAGGCAGUUAGGUUAAAACGUUACAAGCCGAACAAAAAAUCGUCUCAAAAAAAAGGACGGGAAAGCUAUUUUUUACGUUUUGGUAGAAUGUUUAACAAUGUACGUAAGUUUAUCUAGAUAGAUAUAAUAUAUAACGUAGCUAGCUUAGAGAAAUUAUCGAGUCUUAAAUCAAAAGAAUGAUGAAUAUUAUGGCUA
Messenger RNA from Xenia sp. Carnegie-2017, 2585 nucleotides. RefSeq names its product coiled-coil domain-containing protein 66-like. Gene Ontology annotation, cellular component: cilium; microtubule. Lineage: Eukaryota; Metazoa; Cnidaria; Anthozoa; Malacalcyonacea; Xeniidae. Gene Ontology annotation, biological process: cilium assembly. Gene Ontology annotation, molecular function: microtubule binding. The transcript is spliced from 16 exons. The record is from RefSeq and is a predicted model, not a curated record. The coding region runs from base 203 to 2134 and encodes 643 amino acids.